Molecule: messenger RNA, 3471 nt
Organism: Chlorocebus sabaeus (green monkey)
Lineage: Eukaryota; Metazoa; Chordata; Mammalia; Primates; Cercopithecidae
Gene: SPDL1
Product: spindle apparatus coiled-coil protein 1
Biological process (GO): establishment of mitotic spindle orientation; protein localization to kinetochore; mitotic spindle assembly checkpoint signaling
Cellular component (GO): outer kinetochore; spindle pole
Molecular function (GO): kinetochore binding
Source: RefSeq, a predicted model, not a curated record
CAGUCGAAUAGGCCCUGAAGAAAGCUAGGGGCCCGGGGUCUUGGCCGAGGCCUUUAGCUGAAACACCUCCUUCCCCGGAACCCUGGGGUCCUACACACUGGGUUCCCAGCCGGUCUAAUCUUCGGUUGGACCGCCUCGCCGCCCUCAAGGAUUCUGCUCAAAUAUGGAAGGCCGGGUCGGUUGCCGGGUACUCAAAACGAUAACCGCCACUGGAUCUGCGCUGUGCGGUACGGUAGCCUCUAGUCCGAACUGAGAAAUGUGCAGAUGGGAGAUACACACUGGAUUUCAGAGAGAGCGCACAAAGAGUGGCUAAAAAAAGGAAAAGAACAUGGAGGCAGAUAUAAUCGUAAAUCUUCGAUGCAAGCUCAAAGAGGCUGAAGAAGAGCGACUAAAAGCUGCACAGUAUGGUUUACAACUUGUGGAGAGUCAAAAUGAAUUACAGAAUCAAUUGGAUAAAUGUCGUAAUGAAAUGAUGACCAUGACUGAGAGUUAUGAACAAGAAAAAUAUACCCUUCAAAGAGAAGUUGAACUCAAGAGUCGAAUGUUAGAAAGUUUGAGCUGUGAAUGUGAAGCUAUUAAACAACAACAAAAAAUGCACCUGGAGAAAUUGGAAGAACAACUAAGCAGAAGCCAUGGACAGGAAGUGAAUGAACUAAAAUCGAAGAUAGAAAAACUGAAAGUGGAAUUAGAUGAAGCUAGGCUUAGUGAAAAGCAGCUGAAGCACCAGGUAGAUCAUCAGAAGGAACUCCUCUCUUGUAAAUCAGAGGAGCUACGUGUAAUGUCUGAACGUGUGCAGGAAAGCAUGUCUUCAGAGAUGCUGGCUCUUCAAAUUGAGCUGACAGAAAUGGAGAGCAUGAAGACCACCCUCAAAGAAGAAGUGAAUGAACUACAAUACAGACAAGAACAGCUAGAACUUCUUAUUACUAACCUAAUGCGCCAGGUAGACCGGCUUAAAGAGGAAAAAGAGGAGCGAGAGAAAGAAGCAGUUUCUUACUAUAAUGCCUUAGAGAAAGCUCGUGUAGCAAAUCAAGAUCUUCAGGUACAGUUGGACCAGGCACUCCAGCAAGCCUUGGACCCCAAUAGUAAAGGCAACUCUUUGUUUGCAGAGGUGGAAGAUCGAAGGGCAGCAAUGGAACGUCAGCUUAUCAGUAUGAAAGUCAAGUAUCAGUCACUAAAGAAGCAAAAUGUAUUUAACAGGGAACAGAUGCAGAGAAUGAAGUUACAAAUCGCCACGUUGCUACAGAUGAAAGGGUCUCAAACUGAAUUUGAGCAGCAGGAACGGUUGCUUGCCAUGUUGGAACAGAAGAAUGGUGAAAUAAAACAUCUUUUAGGUGAAAUUAGAAAUCUGGAGAAAUUUAAGAAUUUAUAUGAAAGUAUGGAAUCUAAGCCUUCAGUCGACUCUGGUGCUCUGGAAGAUAACACCUAUUAUACAGAUUUACUUCAGAUGAAGCUAGAUAACUUAAACAAAGAAAUUGAAAGCACUAAAGGUGAAUUGUCCAUACAGCGAAUGAAAGCAUUAUUUGAGAGCCAACGGGCUCUGGAUAUUGAGCGAAAACUUUUUGCAAAUGAAAGAUGCCUCCAGCUUUCAGAAAGUGAAAAUAUGAAACUGAGAGCUAAACUAGAUGAAUUAAAACUAAAAUAUGAACCUGAAGAGACAGUUGAAGUGCCUGUACUGAAAAAGAGGCGUGAGGUGCUGCCUGUGGAUAUUACCACCUCUAAAGAUGCAUGUGUCAACAACGGUGCUGUCGCGGGAGAAGUUUAUCGAUUACCGCAUCAGAAAGAGGAGACACAGUCCUGUCCUAACAGUUUAGAAGAUAACAACUUGCAAUUAGAAAAAUCAGUUUCUAUACACACACCAAUAGUCAGUCUCUCUCCUCACAAAAAUCUGCCCAUGGAUAUGCAGCUGAAGAAGGAAAAGAAAUGUGUGAAACUCGUAGGCGUUCCAGCUGAUGCUGAGGCCUUAAGUGAAAGAAGUGGAAACACCCUUAACUCUCCCAGGUUAGUGUCCUGUUUUCCUCCAGGCAGCCAGCAGACCUCUCCAUCUCUCCUCUCUCGCUGCAUGAACUGUGCUGUCUGUUUCUUUAUCUACUUUCUUACUAUUGCAUGCAGUAUAAUUCCUCAAUUUCAUCUACCUACCUUCAACUUUUCCAGAACUUUAAGAAAGACUAAACUGAUUGCAAAGGGAAAGGACUCCUGAAUAAGGGAAUCACAUUAAAAAGUUACAUGUUUCUGUUUCAUGAAAGGAAAUAUCACAGUCUAACACAUCUCUGAAUGUUUUAUCAGUUUGAAUAAAUGUUCUGUUAUUUUUCUCCUGGUUCAAGCAUGGCCAUGAAAGAAAAAUCAACUUACUUUCUCAAAGGGCUUUCUAGUAGUCUGAGAAAUUUCAGCCUUCUGGAAAACUUAGGUGAAUUUUUUAUGUCUUUUGAAGUUGCUUAUUCCUAGGCUUGCAAAAAUGGGCUUUAAUACUUAUUUUGACAUUUUUACAUAUCAAAGCUUUUCAUUGUUUCCAAAACUUGAAAGCCUCUAGUUUCUGCAUAAUUGAGUUUUUUACUCAAAGAAAUAGUGUCAGAUAUGUGUGUCUGAAGGAAUUAAUGUCCCAAGGGCUUUGUCCUUUAAAAAUAAUCGAGGUCAGAAGGUAAGAGAAAGUGAAUGGAAGGGAAAGGUAAGUAGGAGUGGCUGAGGCUCAAGUUCUGGAUGUGCACAGCAGAAGAAGCGAAUGAGGAAAUUAGAGAAAGUGAAAGAUGGAGGAUGCAUGCAAUGGAAUUGUUAGAGGCAUUUAAAACAAAUAUCUAGACAUUCAAAAAGAUGUGCCAAUAGCUAGCCUGGAUUAUCUCGUAUGAAAUGCGAUCUUGAAGGUGCUACUAGGGCUACAUUAGUCUUAGAGAGUAGAGACAGAUUAAUAAGACAUUUUACUAAUGUGCAUUUGAGUAGAGAGAGUAAGACACAGCCCAGUGUAAAAGGGCUUCCUUAUAUGUUUUAUCUGAUUUCUCUCCAAGUCUUCAGUGCUACUAAAUGUAAUACUCAACAGUAAAAGCACUUUAACAAUGUUAGUGCUAUUAUUAUAAGGGAUAGUAAUUUAUUACUCCCUCCUUGGAGUUUUAUAUAAUGUUAUAAGCUCUGAGUCACAUAAAAUAAAAGCUUACUAUUCUUAAGGAAAAAGUAACUUCAAAUGAGUAUCUGCCACAUACACAUGGUUUCAAAGAGUUCUGAAAUGAAUCCAGCAGGUUAUGCCUGUGUAUAUGUAUGUGAUGCAUUGUAUAAACAUCCUUGACCACUGUGUAUUUCUGGAGGUGAAUUUCCAGAAUUGAUAAGUGCCAGCCUUGCUAUCUGUAUUGUCUUCAUUCCUUUUUCUGCCUUUUUUUGCUUGAUAAAAAUCACUUAAGCAAAUGUAUGUGGCUAAUUGACUCAAGUAGCACGUUGGAAACUUUUUGUCUUGUUAGUUAAACAAAAAAUAAAAUACCACAAAACGUU